Molecule: messenger RNA, 2766 nt
Organism: Dictyostelium discoideum AX4
Lineage: Eukaryota; Evosea; Eumycetozoa; Dictyosteliales; Dictyosteliaceae
Gene: snd1
Product: Staphylococcus nuclease domain-containing protein
Exons: 3
Coding region: 1-2766 (921 amino acids)
Biological process (GO): regulatory ncRNA-mediated gene silencing
Cellular component (GO): cytoplasm; nucleus; RNAi effector complex
Source: RefSeq, a predicted model, not a curated record
AUGACAGAUACACAAUCCAAUGUUCCUCAAUCACAAAUUCAACCACAAGUACCAACAAUUGGUGUAGUUAGAGCAGUAAAUAGUGGUGAUUCAUUGGUAAUUCAAGAUUUAAAAACAGCCGAUUCCCCAAAAGUUGAAUAUUCAUUAUCUCAUCUUACUGUACCACGUUUAGGUUAUCAUGGUUCAAAUGAUAAACCACCAACAAAAGAUUUGCCAUUUGCAUGGGAAAGUCGUGAAUUUUUAAGAUCAAAAUGUAUUGGUAAAAAAGUUCAAUUCUUUACAGAUUAUACUGCACCAACUGGUAAGAAAUUCAUUUCAGUUUAUCUUUAUGAUGAUUUAGAAAAUAGUUUAAAUAAACAAAUGAUUGAAGAGGGUUGGGCUUCAUUAUAUAGAUCAACAACUGGUAAAGAAAAUAAAAAACCUGAAUAUUUAAAUUUAAUUCAAUUAGAAAGUGAAGCAAUUUCAAAAGAAUUAGGUAUUCAUAAUAAGAAUCCAAUUGCAAUUACAAAUUCAAUUCGUCCAAUUCAUACUAUUAAUUCAUUUGAUUUAUUUAAUAAAUUAAAGGGUAAACAAUUGACAGCAGUUGUUGAACAAGUUAGAAAUGCAGCAAGUUAUAGAGUUACUAUUACACCAUCAUUUCAUACAUUUUUAAUUCAAUUAUCAGGUGUUCAAUGUCCAGGUUAUAAAAAAGAUAACAAUAAUCAAAUGCAACCAGAACCAUUUGCAUUGGAAGCUGAAUCAUUCAUCUCCAAGAAUUUAUUACAUAGAGAUGUUCAAUUGACAUUGGAUACAUUCGAUAAACAAGGUAACCUUUUUGGUACUAUAAAAUGUGCUGAUAGAGAUGUAGCUUGUGAACUCUUGAAGAAUGGUUUAGGUACUUAUGUUCCAUGGAGUGGUGCUACUCGUAGUGCUCCUGACCAAAUGUUAUUAAAACAAGCUGAAGAAACUGCAAAAGGUCAAGGUAUAAGAGUUUGGUAUCAAUCACCAUCAUCCUCAUCAACCUCUUCAUCAUCAUCAUCAUCAUCAUCAUCAAAUGAACCAUAUCCAAAAGAAAUUGAUGGUAAAGUUAUUGAUAUUGGUAAUAAUGGUACAGUUGGUAUUUUAAGUGAAAAUGAUAGAAAAGAGUAUAAAGUUACAUUAGCAAGUAUUAGAGUGCCAAAUUUCACAAAACCAUCAGAAAAGGAAGAUAAAGAUAGUAAAUUUGAAAGAUAUUAUGCAUAUGAAGCAAAAGAAUGGUUAAGAAAGAGAUUAAUUGGUCAAAAGGUUAUUGCCAAGUUAGAGUUUAUUCGUCCAGCUAUUGCAUCUAGCAAUUUACCAGAGAAACCCUACUAUAGUGUAUUUUUAGGUAAAGGAAAUGUUUCAUUAGGUUUAGUGGAAGCAGGUUUAGCUCGUUUAACCGAACAUAAGGGAGCAGAUAAUCGUGCCAUUGAUUAUGAGGCAUUGAUUACAGCAGAGAAUAAAGCCAAAAAGAAGCAUAGUGGUCUUUACUCCAACAAAGAUAGUGCACCAAGUUUCAAUGUGAAUGAUGUCUCCUCAGAGGAUAAGAAUCUCAAAGCAAAGGCACAAAAACUUUUACCACACAUUCGUGGCAUUGUGUUACCAGCAGUGGUCGAUUACGUAUUCUCUGCACAAAGAGUCAAACUUUUCAUCGAGAAGGAAUCAUGUAUGAUCAAUUUCACCAUGAGUGGCGUUAGAGCACCACGUCGUGAUGAAAAUGAAGAACUCUCCAAUCAAGCAUUGGGUUUCUCACGUGAGCAUCUCCAUCAACAUGAUGUACACAUUCAAAUUGAAGAUAUCGAUAAGGGUGGUAACUUUAUUGGUACAUUGAUGGUUGGUAAUAAGAAUUUCGCACUCUCUUUGGUUGAAAUGGGUUUCGCCUCAAUCUAUGACCCAAUGAAUCGUCUCAAUGAUUAUCAAAGAUUUGAAGACGCUGAAAACAAAGCCAAAUCAUCUCGUCUCAACCUUUGGAAGAACUAUGACCCAGAAGAGGAACAAAGAGUCGCAAACCAAAAAGCUGCCGCUGAAGAAGAGAGAAAACAACAACAAAAAGCUGAAACUGGUGAAGCUUACAUUAGAGCCGUAGUCUCACCAACUGAAGUUUACCUUCAAUUCGCUAAUAACAAAACUAAAGAUAUCGAAUCUCAAUUGGCUUCAUUGGAAAUUAACAAUGAAGAUUCAACCAUUGUUGCAAUGCCAAAGGUUGGUGAUAUCGUUAAAUUCAAAUCUCAACAUGACAAGAAAUGGCAUCGUUCAAAGAUUACCUCUAUCGCCGAUGGUAAAAUCAAUGUUAAUCUCAUUGAUUUGGGUGAAAGAGAAUCUUUCCCACAAUCUCAAUCAAGUACUCUCAUUAGAAAUAUCAAUCAUAAAUUACAAAGCCUUCCUUCAUUGGUAACUUUGGUCAAAUUAGCCUCUUGUAAGAAUCCUUCCAAUGAUGAUAUCUACAAUGAUGCUAUGGAUUUCAUGGAAAAAGAGUUUUUAGAUCUCAAAGUUGGCGUUAAUAUCAUACGUGAUAUCGAUGGUACUCAACAUGUUCUCCUCUCUGAUAAUGCUGGUAUUAUCAAUGGUGAAUUGGUUCGUAAUGGUUUGGUUAGUGUCGAUCGUUCAACUAAAUUACCCUCAAUUCAACAACUUCAAGAUGAAGAACAAAAAGCUAAAUCAAAGAGAUUAGGUGUUUGGAGAUUCGGUGAUAUCGAUAGUGAUGAUGAAGAUGAUAAACCACGUUCAAAUUUCAAAGGUAAAGGUGGUAAACCAAUUUCAAAAAAAUAA